Messenger RNA from Fukomys damarensis (Damara mole-rat), 3879 nucleotides. RefSeq names its product synapse defective Rho GTPase homolog 1 (gene Syde1). NCBI's taxonomy places the organism in Eukaryota, Metazoa, Chordata, Mammalia, Rodentia, Bathyergidae. The transcript has 7 exons. Gene Ontology annotation, biological process: signal transduction. The record is from RefSeq and is a predicted model, not a curated record. The coding region runs from base 1048 to 3237 and encodes 729 amino acids.
GCGGGGAGGAGGGGCAGGAGCUGGGACGUUGGCCCAGCAGGGCGGGCAGGGGGCUCCUGCAUCCCACGCACUGCUAACUGUUGCUGUGCCUGCCGUGGGUAGGCCAGGGAAACUGACCCCUUAUACAGAUGGGGAAACUGAGGCACGUGACAGUUUCAGUGGUUUGCCCGGGGGUCAAGUAGCGUGAGUUAAACUGUGAUCUGGCCUGUGCUACUUAUAACAGAGACCUCUGAGAUGGGCUCCUGGGAGGUGGCCAGGAGAGGGGAUCAAGGGACCGUGAGACAAGACCUUAGAGAAACUGGAGUUGCAUGGGACGGGGGUCUGGGAAGGAGCCAGUUAAAGGAGAGCAGUUCCACCACUGCACUGACCUGACCUCUCCUCCCAGCUCUUCCCAAAGAUCCCAAGGUUCCCAGGGCCGCAGAAGGGAAGGGGGUGCCCACACAUAAACACACACAGGAAAUAGUCUAUGAUGUCAGACAGGGGAUGGAGCAAACGGGAGGCCACACGGCCUUGACAAGGCCUGGGCUGUGGGACAGGACUCACCCCAGGAUGGGAGCACAGUUUGGGUUGCAGGUCAAGUUCCCUGUCGACCCACUCCUAUCUCCAGAGCAGCACAAGCCAGCGUCUGCUCUGAGCUGCGAGCGUGGCCGUGACUUGGUGUCUGGGGAGCCCUUCCCACACCAAGCCCGCUGAAGCCCUUCUGGAGGUGAGCACCACACCUCUCCUCACGCAGGAGGGUGCUGAGGCUCUGGGAAGGGAAAGGACUUGCUCAAGUCUACGCAGUGAGCAGGGCCAGGCACAAGUGCCGCAAUUAACAAAAGUAGGAAGAGCGAAAACCGGAUCCAAGGGCCUGAGGGCCCAAGGACAGCUGACCCGGGCCCUGAGGCUGGAGGGACUCAGCCCCCUUUGGAAUGCUAGGAACUGAGCUGGGAACAGAGAUCGCUGGCCUGUAGCUACCCAUUCCACACAAGACAGCGGGUCCCUAGGGGCAAUGACUGAGGCCCCAGAAUAGGACAGGGCAUCCCACAUGUCAGUCAGUGGCAUGGAAUGAAGGCCGGUACUAAACUGACCUCAGAAGAGCCCUUCUGGGAGGCUGCAUCUCACUCGCUUUGCUCUCCACCAGGCCGCCCAGCCCAGCACCCAGAGCCCAGCCCACCAGAGCCCCAGGCCCUUGAAGGGUGCCAGGCUGGAGCAGAGGGGCCCCUCAGCCCUGAGGCACCUCGGAGCCCUGCCCGGGGGGUGUACCUGCAAAGCCUGGAGCCCAGCAGCCGCCGAUGGGUGCUGGGAGGGGCCAAGCCACCUGAGGAGGCGCCUCUGGGGCCAGGGAUACCGAGCAGUGGGGAACCCGCUGGUGAGAUCUGGUACAACCCCAUCCCUGAGGAAGACCCCAGACCCCCAGCACCUGAGCCAUUGAGGCCACAACCAGGCUCUGCUGAGCCAGAGAGCCCAACCCACCAAGGUGCAGCCCCUGCCAGCCCCCCAACCAAAACCUCCCGCACCAAGUCCCCAGGCCCCGCCAGACGCCUCUCUAUGAAGAUGAAGAAGCUGCCUGAGCUGCGGCGCCGCCUGAGCCUGCGCGGGCCCAGAGCUGGCCGGGAGCGCGAGAGGACGGCCCCAGAGGGAUCUGUCAUCACCCGCUACCACCUGGACAGCAGUGUGGGGGCCCCCAGGACGAGGGCAGCAGCCGGGUGCACUCAGAGCGCCAGGGCCGGGUACUUCAAUGACAGAGACUCCCCCGAGUGCCCAGCGGGCCCCCCCUCACCUGCUGCCUUUCAGCCCUAUGAAGCAGGCCCAGCGGCCCGGGUGCUGCCGGCUGCACUCUGGGGCCGCCUCAGCCUGCACCUAUAUGGGCUCAGAGGACUGCGACCAACACCAGGCGCCACCCCGAGAGACCUCUGCUGCUUGCUGCAAGUGGAUGGGGUAGCGAGGGCCCACACAGGACCCCUGCGAGGAGGGCCGGACUUCCUGCAGCUGGACCACACCUUCCACCUGGAGCUGGAGGCCGCCCGGCUACUGCGGGCCCUGGUGCUUGCUUGGGACCCCGGCGUGAGGCGGCACAGGCCCUGUGCCCAGGGCACUGUGCUGCUGCCCACAGUCUUUCGAGGCUGCCAGGCCCAGCAGCUGGCCAUCCGCCUGGAGCCCCAGGGGCUGCUCUAUGCCAAGCUGACCCUGUCAGACCAGCAAGAAGCAUCUGCCACGGCUGAGCCCCGUGUCUUCGGGCUGCCCCUGCCACUGCUGGUAGAGCGGGAGCAACCCCCAGGCCGGGUGCCUCUCAUCAUCCAGAAGUGUGUUGCACAGAUCGAGCGCCGAGGGCUGCGGGUAGUGGGCUUGUACCGUCUGUGUGGCUCAGCAGCAGUGAAGAAAGAGCUUCGGGAUGCCUUUGAGCAGGACAGUGCGGCUGUCUGCCUCUCUGAGGACUUAUACCCUGAUAUCAACGUCAUCACAGGCAUCCUCAAGGAUUACCUUCGAGAGUUGCCCACCCCUCUCAUCACCCAGCCCCUCUAUCAGGUGGUCCUGGAGGCCAUGGCCCAAGGGCCCCUGAGCAGACUUCCUCCAAGUCCUGAGGGCACCCGAGGGCUCCUCAGCUGCCUGCCAGAUGUAGAAAAGGCCACGCUGACGCUUCUCCUGGACCACCUACGCCUCGUCUCCUCCUUCCACGCUCACAACCGCAUGACACCGCAGAACUUGGCCGUGUGCUUCGGGCCCGUGCUGCUGCCGGCGCGCCAGGCAUCCGUCCGGCCCCGCAUCCGCAGUUGUGGCACAGGAGUCACCAGUGCAGUGGACUUCAAGCGCCACAUCGAAGUGUUACACUACCUACUGCAAUCUUGGCCAGCUCCCCGCCAGUCCCCAGAGGCUCCAGACGUCGCACCAUACUUGCGGCCCAAACGACAGCCGUCCCUGCACUUGCCGCUAACGAGUCCUGAGGUGGUGACUCGGCCCCGAGGCCGCGGAGGUCCAGAGAGCCCCCCAAGCAACCGUUACGCUGGAGACUGGAGCGUUUGCGGACGGGACUUUCUGUCCUGUGGGCGGGACUUCCUGUCCGGGCCUGACUAUGACCACGUGACAGGCAGCCACAGCGAUGAGGACGACGACGAGGCAGACGAGCAGAGAGGCGCUGCCGACUUCGAAGACGUGUUUGAUGCGCCCUUCAAUCCGCACCUGAAUCUUAAAGACUUUGACGCCCUCAUCCUGGACCUGGACAGAGAGCUCUCUAAGCAAUUAAACGUGUGCCUCUGAACCCGUGCAGCAGGGCAGGACCCUGGUUACUAAGGCAGGGCCCUUAGUAACCUAGGAGGACCAGUGUUGCAUAGGCCGAGCUCCUGGCUGCUAGGAGAGUUGCCAAGGGACCAGCCUCCUAGGCUAAAAGUCAUCCCAAUUUUCUGUGCCAUUUAUUUGGGCACUAGUUGCAAAGGCCAGGCACGGGAUUUUAGGGACUAGCUGUUGUGGCCAUCUUUCUUUAGCGCCAGGACUAUGCCUCUUGUUGCCAGAAGGCAGUUCUGCUUGCUAGGCUGGCCUCUCUUGCCACCCCUUUGCUGGGGUAUACACCAGUUACUGUGAGCAUCACUCUGGGGGUCUGAGACACCCCUUAGUCCUCUUGCUGCUGCCAACCAAAUCAGUAUUAGCUUUGAGCACUGCACUCUGUUUCUCCCUCCCUUGGAGGACCCAAGGACUAUCGUGAGAUACUGUUUGAGGACAAGCAGCCCCUAUCCUGGGCUCCAGCUGGAUAGGGGCAGCCUGCGGAUUGUAGAAAAACAGCUGGUUCCCCCACCCUCUUUUCCAGGGAAGAACCAUGAUAGGCCUCCAACCAGCCAAUGGAGAUGACAGAGUCUGGCCUUGCCUCCCUCUCCUCCCCGUCUCUACUCCUAAAAAAAUUGAGCA